Molecule: messenger RNA, 8401 nt
Organism: Limulus polyphemus (Atlantic horseshoe crab)
Lineage: Eukaryota; Metazoa; Arthropoda; Merostomata; Xiphosura; Limulidae
Product: ras-responsive element-binding protein 1-like
Biological process (GO): regulation of transcription by RNA polymerase II
Cellular component (GO): nucleus
Molecular function (GO): RNA polymerase II cis-regulatory region sequence-specific DNA binding; DNA-binding transcription activator activity, RNA polymerase II-specific
Source: RefSeq, a predicted model, not a curated record
AUCUUGCAAGUAUGAAGUAGAAUAUAUAUGCUGGAUUCUGAAGGUUAAUAGAGAGGAAUGGCUGAUAGUAAAGAUCGAUCCCGUGAAGAAUUAACACGAGAAACGCCAUCAACCUGUGGUAUCUAUUCGCCCCAGACCCUUCACGGGCAUGCUUAUCAAUACCGACCACAAAGUGGCGAAAUAGCGAAUGACAUGAAGCAGUCGGGCACACUAAACAGAGAGAACAUUUCUGACAAAGAACUAUUGAAUGAGGACAAUCCUGCACUGAGUGACAAAGAAGCAAUUGACGAAGUUAAGCCAGUGGAUGACAAUGAAGAAAAUAGAUUGAUCGAUAAGAAAAGGACAAUCACUAAGAAAAACACUGAAGCUACUGAAGAUGUUCUGACGGAAGAAUCGGAUCAGAAUUUCUCAACAGUGGAUAAGGGAGAAAAUAAAACUUUCACGAUAGAAGAUCUAGAAAGGAGUAACGAAAAGACUUCAAUCGAAGUUUCGUCGACACAAGUAGGUCCAUACUCGUGUCCACUGUGUGGGAAGCUGCUGAACUCAGCCCAUUCCUUUACCGUACAUAUCCGUCAGCACAAUCCUAACGAUCAGAGCAGAACUUGUCGUCUUUGUGGUAAAACUCUCAGUUCUACUAGUUCAUUAGAUCGCCACAUGCUUGUUCAUUCAGGGGAACGCCCUUUCAAGUGCAAGAUUUGCAACAUGGCGUUUACCACGAACGGAAACAUGCAUCGCCAUAUGCGGACCCACGGUGUCACGGAUGAGAACCAGGAAGGCGUAAAGAUCUCAAAAGAAUCGAAAACUAAACCGACGUCUAAACGAAAGCUCUGUGGCGAGCCAAAUUCUUACGUUUCCGAUUCUGUUAUAAAAAAACUAAGCGUAGGCUCGGAGACCGUGAACACGCUAAACAACAGUUCAUACGGUGUUCCUGUUUUUGAAGAAGACCUCAGUAAGAAAUGUGAAUUUCAGAGUCAUAUGGACACGCAACUUAGUGAUCCACUUACAAGCUCUGAUUGUGGUGUUACUGCUUCACCUUCUAAACAAAGCUGUUGUAUUACUCAGGAAAAAAAGAAGGAAUUGGAAUCGCAAAAUGCUCUCGCACAACCUUGUGUCGGAUUUCGGGAUGUCACAUUUGUUGAUUUUUCUUUGGAUAAAUUUUCGUUGAUUGCAAAGACAUACUGUGAACAAAAUAAACGACGUCCAAGUAGUGCCUUUCACAGUUUCCAAUGUCCAAAAUGUAAUAAGGGUUUCCCUUGUGGAAGUGCUCUUCGACUUCAUAAAAUGAAUCAUAAUGAAAGGAUGACAACUUAUUGUCCAAGUUGUCGAUGUGACUUCGAGUCUCCACUUUCCCUACAGUCACACCAGCUAAAACAUAAAGCUAUUGAACGUUGCUUCGAAGAAGCGCAUGCAAACAAAGAUGCCAUAGAACCACUGAAUUCUGAGUCAAGUCAUUUGGGACCUAAGAAACAAGAUUUUCUUGCUCUGCUAGAAUUGCAAACCAAGGGGUCUGAGGUAGCAUUGAAGCCAGCAAAUCGUGAGACUCGAGAAGGAACUUUUGAAAACCCAUCCUAUUUCAUUUAUGGAAAACCUAAAGAAGAAGUUAGAAAGGGGUUAGCCACUGAACCAACUGGAGACUUUGCUGAUAUCCAGUCGAUUUUGUCAGUUACAUCUAAAUCUCCGCUGUUGUCCAGUGUUCGAUCUUCACCUGUAGCUGCUUCACCAGCUUCCCCACCUCAGCCUACCACUAGUGUUUCACCAGAGUCUCCUCUAGUAGCUGAUACAGCUGCAGUCAGUCCUCCUUCUCCAUCUAAGACCGAACAGUCUGACACUAAAAACAAGACAAGCAAUGACCAUAACUCAGAAACUUCAGGUCAACUUAAUGAAAUUGGAGAAUUUCCGUGCGAUUAUUGUAGCUUUGCCUUUAAAAGUGCAAGUGCUCUCAAAAGACACAAAAGGUGCCACUCCCAGGGAUGUACAACUUACUCCUGCUCUUUGUGCUCCUACACUAGCUUAGACAAGAGCACACUGAUCCGUCACUUACGAACUCAUAAUGGGGAGAGGCCUUUUCAAUGUGGAAUAUGCAAAUAUGCCUUUACUACAAAAGCUAACUGUGAACGCCAUGUCAGAAAACGUCAUAAGAAAGUAAACAAAAUAGAAAUUCGAAGUGCUAUGCAAUAUAACCCGAACAUGGCCGAACUAAAGUCACCCAAGGAGAUUAAUACUAAAGUUAGCGUGUGUAAGUAUUGUAAUGUGGACUUUAAGUUUAAUCGUGUACUUCGACAUCAUCUAAGAUCACUACAGAAUAGCUGUAGUCGAAAGCCAUUCUGUUGCAAUAUCUGCCAUUUAGGGUUUUCUACGAAAAACAACUGUAUCAGGCACGUCAUGAAGCAACAUCCCGAUAUGAGAGAGAAACUCAGCGAGGUGGUGUCUGCAAAUGUAACAAGUGAUAUAUCUGACCAAGAGUCCCUUAUUCUGUCAGAUGAAAGUCCACAGAAAGAUGAUCGCAGCAAGUCAUCAUUUGGUUCUCAGUCUGAAAUUUUGACAGAUACAAACCAGCCUUUGAAUUUGGCCUUACAAUUAGAGCAUACUUCUAGAACAUCAAGUAGAACAGGCAGUGUAGAUCUCAGCAGCAUUGAUGAUAUUGUAUCGGCCGCCAAUAGUCUUGUCAUUUUGUCAACUAUGCCUCCUCCACAAGAGGAACCUCUGAAUCUUGCUGUGCAUGCUCUGGACCUGAGCCUGAAAACAAGCCAGAAAUCCGAAUUAUUUGAAAGUGCGAAACCAGCUAGUAUUUUCAGCAUGCCUGGUUAUUCCCCGACCUCUUUCUCCUCUAAUUCUCAACAAUUCCACGUCUCACCAUCACUUUUUCCAGGAUCUAAACUUAGUACAACGAACAACUUUCAUGGCCAACCUAGAAUUUCUGGUUCUCCUUAUAUGAAUAUUUCCUUUUCGACAAACAUUUCACCAAGACCCAAAACUCGGAAUCAAAACGAUGAUGUUUACAUGAACUUUAAAAUGGUAAAUGACAAGUUGGCUCCACGUAACCAAAGAUCGUUUAUUUGUCCCUACUGCUCAGCUGGUUUUACUUUGAAAUCAAACAUGGAACGACACAUUAAAAGAAAACAUCCCGAAUAUGCUCGACCCACAAGAAGCAGAAAUUUCAUUCCCAAUUUAACCCCUUCUGUGCAAAAACCUAGUGCCCCAGCUCUUUCGAGUAAAACUAGAGCUGCGCUCAGAGACCUUGUUCUUGGAAAUAAAACCCAAGAAAACGACCAAACCGAAGAUCCAAUAAGCGCUAACGAAAACAAAUCAGUAGAGUUAGAUUAUCAACAACAAGGGCUGAAUUUAACUGUAGCUGAAGAAUCUGAACGUUCCACUUCUUUUGAAACUGGUGAUAUCAACAGUGAAGGUGAUAAAAUACGUGGCAAUAACUCAAGCUUAAGUAGCAGUGAGAGUAACAAAAAAAUUACUAGUGAUUCAGAAAGUACUGCAGACUUAGCCAGUGUUUCUUCAGUUAUUGACACCGCCAAUUCUCAGGCGUUUCGUCAGUACCUGAUGGAUGCCAAAAAAGAUGAUAGAAAACCUAGCAGUAGUUCUGAGAUUACUGAAAAAGAACAACCUGAAAUCACAGAACGUAAAAUCCCGGCCGAAGACAGCACACAGUCUGUUAAUAACGCUCUUUCAAAAAAGAAGAGUUAUUAUAAUGAUUCUCCAAAUAGCGUUUCCUGCCCAUUUUGCUCUCGAAAAUUUCCAUGGACAAGUUCUCUGCGCAGACAUAUUUUAACUCACACUGGCCAAAAACCUUUCAAGUGCCCUCGAUGUCCAAUUUGGUUCACCACAAAGUCGAAUUGUGAGAGACACUUGCUUCGUAAACACGGUCGUAACAGUGAGAUUCAUUCACGGAGUGUUCCAGAAAGGCCAUUCAAGUGCAAUAUCUGUCCAAGUAGCACGUUCUCAACUCCAGGAAAUCUUAGAAAACAUUACUACUUAAAACAUUGGACCAAAAAAGGAGGAAUUCUUGGACCUCGCUAUUCAGAUUCUGAACUUAAUAACCAUGAGCAUUACGAAGACCACUCUAAUGCCUUAGAAGUGUGUGAGAAUGAGCAAAAAGAUUCAUUUAACCAGAGUGCUCUGGAUACAGAAGGUGAUUGUUCCGGUUCAGACUCAAAACAGCAUAAACACAUGAACGAUAUGCAUUGUCAAUGUUGUGAUAGAACCUUUCUUUCACGUAAAGACCUUGAUGCCCAUACAGGACAACAUUUGGAUCUACCUUAUAAAUGUCACCUAUGUGACAAUUCUUAUGGCAAGAGACAAGAAUGCCUUGACCACUUGCAGCUAAUCCAUAACUCCGAAUACCAGCUGUUAAUAAAUAAGGGAGCAUUAGACCAACAAGGCUUGGAGAAAGAGGCCAUGUUACCUUCGCCGGUAGAUAUGAACAUUAUCAAUAAUAACAACGAGGAAGAAGAAAACGAUUCCAGAAGUAAACAGUUGGGUUAUAUUCAACGAAAAGUUAUUUGUGCUUUCUGUUUACGUCGUUUUUGGUCGACAGAAGACCUCAGACGUCACAUGAGGACACACUCUGGUGAGAGACCUUUCGCUUGUGACAUUUGUCAUCGCAAGUUUUCUCUAAAGCAUAGUAUGACACGUCAUCGUCGCAAACAUCAAGGACAUGCGACUUUGGCUUUUCAGGAUAGUACAGACGAAGAUUGCCCACCAAUGAAAUUUACCCUUCGAUCAAAAUCAAAAUCUCGGAAAAAACCAAGUCAAAACUCGUUACUGUAUUUGUUACCUCGUUCAAAAGGUUUGGCUCAUUCCUCCUCGGAGUGGACAACCACGGGCAGCACAUCAGCUGCGAAAGAAGAAUUAUCAUUUACAAACAAAACUUCUCAAGAGAUCACCGAAGGAGCAGAGGACGAGAACGCUUUGAUCCAGGAUCUACUUGGAAUUCAAGAUUCGACAAUCAUUGACCAGAUGCUUGAUUCUGCUGAUUCUGCUGCUAAACUCCUUGGAGUUCAAAAGCUAUGACAGUUCGUAACCUUCACCGUCUGUCUUACUGUUGGUAGAAAGCACGUUUAAUAGAAUUUUAAAUGUCAACGUCAUAUUGUGAAUUCAUUUUCAAGUGACUUUUCAACGGCUUUUGGAAGAGUCCUAACUAACAUGCAGAAAUAGGCUAUGCAUUGAUUUAUUACUUGUAUUUGAAAACGAAAUUCUGUGUUUUUUUGUUUUUAAAGCAACUAGUGGAUUGCUUCUCGAUAAGCUUUGUAAAAAGUUCCUUAAAUCUUGUAAUCCUUCCUUCCUUUGUUUCUCAGGAAAGAUCACGAUCCAGUCACAAAGUUAUGGAGUUUUGAGUUUAUCAUUUCAUUUUUAUAAUUAUGUUCAUUUUCAUAUAUUUAUGUGAAGUUCUCAUUUCAGAUAAUAUUACUGGUAUAGUGGUUGAAUGGGGCCAGUUGUUUAUUGAUCAAUAUUUAAUGUUGAUGUUGUUAUAAUGUUUAGAUUUGUGAUAGCAGUAAGGUUUUUGAUUCAACUUGUUAUUGUAUUUUUGAAAUUAACUAGUAACAGUUAGAUUAUAUCGUUGUAAAGUGGACCAGUAGAAUAUAACUGGGUAAACACAUGUAAUUCUACUGACAAUAAUGAUUGCAGAAUGAGCAAUUGAAAAUGAAUAGUGCGAUUAGUAACAAUGAAGAGAAAUAAUGAUAAAAAUAGAAUACAUUAACAUGAUAUUGUUAGAAAUAUUGUCUUUAAUUUCACAUUUGAUCUAUUGUAAAAUAAUCAUUUGAAGCCUUUUACUUACCGCCUUUUUAUACAUGUUUUAAAGACGUGGCACGUUAUGAGAAAAGUCGUUUUCCAUAUGUUAGGAUUAUAUGUUACUACAAGUUUCUUUGUAAAAUCAAAUAAAUAACUGUCUCAUUUUCUUUCAAAAUACCCAAAGUUGUUCACAAAUAACCAGAGGUUAAAGUUCUUAUUAUUAUUCCUGCAGGUUUACAACAAUUAAGUCGCCUUAUCUUUCUUAAAAUAGCGCAUGGAAACAGAAUUAUCUUUAAUGUUAUAUUACUUAAGAAUUGUUCUGAUUUGUCAUGAAGGAUCAUAAUGUUUAUGUAAAUUUUGUUCAUGUUGAUGAAGCUAAGUGCUCAGCACCUAGUUAUCAGAAUUUUCUGUGAUAAGUAAAAAAGAAAAACUUGAUGUAAAAUUAUUAAACUGAUACAUACGAAUUUUCGUAACUUACAGAAAUUUUGUGUAAAAUGCCUUAUAUUAUUUAGCCCAGCAUUUAUUAUCAAAGUUCAAAAAAUAUUUUUAAAGUUUAUCUGACUUAUGACUAAUAAUAUACCAUAAUUACAUGGUAAUAAUCAUCUCGUUUAUUACAAAAAAUAGAUGAUUUGUUUUUACUUAUUUCGAAAGUGCUUAUAGAUGCCGUCCACAAAAUGCAUGCUGUCUUUCACUACUGUUUACUAUUAAUAAUCCUUUAUUUCCUGUGGUUAGUUUCUUGUUUAUAGGCAAAACUAUGCAAUGAUAUCAUAUAUAUCUGUAUAUGUAAUCUCUCUAGCAAACACACACUUCUCUUUUGCUUGAAUAUGAGCGAAAAACUGGAAAUUUGCGUCCAAGAUUUGCUCCAGCGUAUUACAUAUAUAACGUCCACUAUUACUCGACUUUGCAUAGCUUUCUUGUGCAUAUGUAUACGUUUGAAUAGCAGGUGGUCUUUUAAGUCAUGAACUUUAUAAAGUUACUUUAAUAGGCAAAUGUACGUUGGAAUUGUUUAGAAUUUUAGAGAAGGUAUUUAUUAUAUGAAGGGAUUACUGUUAUGAAAGACUUAUCGUACAGUUAUUCUUGGUAUUGAAGCACCAAAUCAUAACCAACGUGUCCAUUGGGACUGUGGUUUUCACAUUUCAUAAAUGUUCUUAGACUUAGUUUGCACUUAAAAAAAUACUGGUGUAGAAUAAUGUUUCAAAUCUUUAGAUAAUUGUGUGAUCAGUUAUUUCACUUUUCAGAUACUUAUGCGCUGGACGUCAUUACAAAUUUGUCUGGUUAUCCAAUGAACUUGUUAAUCAUGUUAGUAAAAUACAAAACUUUUAAUAGAACUGUAUUCUUUAAACCGUAUAUCUAUAAACAUAUUGCUAUUUUUUCUUUAUUUUAAAUAAGCUGUUUUUAACAAUUAACUCUGGAUAGCUGAAUAAGGUUUGAAUUUUUGAAUUUGCUGAGCCUCAUUUUUAUAAAUAGUUUAGGAUUUCAAUGUACCUAACAGAAGUAAUUGAUACUUAGCGAAACUGCUUUUAUUGAAUAAUCUGCCUAGAAGGAGAGUGACAUAACAGUUAUACGACAUCGUUACAAGUAUUAGAAGCAUGAUUCAAUCUAGAAACCUAGUAGUUCCAGUAUUCUAUCUGCAGCCUUAUGCUCGAGUCCGUUACUUACCGUCCACAUCCCGUGCGUUGUACAUACACAAAGUAUAUUUCGGCUGGAAGUAUGAUGAAGUAUAAGUUAACUUAUUAAAGUAAAACAAGUAUAAAAAACACUUUUUAAGCAGAUUGAAUAGAGAAUGGUAUUUAGAAAUAUUGUAAUGUUCCUUUAAAAAUAUAAAGUUUUUGUCCCAUUUUGGACAAAAUAAAAAUAGGGAGAUUUAAAUAUUACUUAUAUAGUUUUUUCUGCAUUUUUUCCGAGAUAAACUGACCAAAUACGAGUAGAAUCAAGAUAGUCCUUUCCAGGUUAGGCAGUCGAGUGAGUAAUGUUGGAAGAGACGUCUGUCCUUUCACAACUAUUAAAAUGGAGAAAAACGCUUCCAAUUGUAAAAGGAAAAUAGUGUAGUAAUUUUUCUUCCAGUGUAGCUGAGUUGAAAAUUAUUUUUUUCUAUUGUUUUUAAAAAAGAACCAACCGUAAUCGCUGCAGCGUCACUAAUUUUAACUCAUUAAGCCUAAUUCGUAGAAGAUGUUUUUGAUUUCAUUCCAGAGGAAAUGUGAUUUUAUAAGCAAUAUUCACAGACCAAUUUUGUCAAUGAAAAAUAUUAGUUUUAUGAUGCAAGAAAGAGCGAAUAAAGUUACAGGUGAAUUUAAAAAAAACAACACCUUAAGUGAAAUAUUACUAGAAAUACGUCAUAAUCAAAUAUAUAUGUUCAUUUUAUUGUGCUGUAACGAAAACUAUCAUCAUCUUAUUUAUCUAUUAAUAGGAGGAGCUAGUCAAAUAGCUAUUACAUUUUCAGAGUAUACGAGUGCUUUAAUAAAUAAAUAUAGUUAAGCAAUACGCAUGAUAAAAUGUCCAUCCUUCUAGACGUUUAAUAUGUGAUUACAGUUUUUGUUUCUAAGGUUAUAUACCACCACAUGCCUUUGAAGCAAUCAUUCCAUUUACCAAAUAGUCGUUAGAAUGUAAUUGUAUAUUUGUGAUUGAGCAUGCACAGUAAUAAAACUGAUUUUGACCAAUA